Messenger RNA from Culex quinquefasciatus (southern house mosquito), 855 nucleotides. Its product is annotated as acidic repeat-containing protein-like. Lineage: Eukaryota; Metazoa; Arthropoda; Insecta; Diptera; Culicidae. The transcript is spliced from 4 exons. Bases 1 to 855 code for a protein of 284 amino acids. The record is from RefSeq and is a predicted model, not a curated record.
AUGAUGGAUCUAGCAACGCCAACAACCAAGGCACUGACGGACGUGAACCGUGCAUGCCGAAUACAGGAAAGAUUACGCGAGUUAAAGAGGGAACGGGAAAGACUCGUUGACGAUCUAAUUGCGCUAUUAGCAAGUCUUCCAGCCGAAAUUCCGUCCGAAUCGCCACCAGCCAACAUUCCGGACGAAUCGCCACAAGCCGAAAUUCCUUCCGAAUUGUCAUCAGUGGAAACACCGUCCGAACUGCCAGCAGUCGCAUCUCCGUCAACGUCGAAAAAAAGAAAAAUAACCGAAAUUCCGGACGAAUCGCAACCAGCCAACAUUCCGGACGAAUCGCCACCAGCCAACAUUCCGCACGAAUCGCCACCAGCCAACAUUCCGCACGAAUCGCCACUAGCCAACAUUCCGGACGAAUCGCCACCAGCAGAAAUUCCUUUCCGAAGAAAAAUAAGUAACUCAGAGGACGAUUUGUCCUCCUCUUCUUCUCCUUCCUCCUCCUCCUCCACUUCCUCUGAUGACGGCGACGGGGACGGGGACACAGAUGACGACGACGACGACAACAAUGUUGGUGAUGGGUCAUCUCGGUCCGAGGCGAGCGAGAGUGGAGUGGAAGAUGCAGCCGACGACAAAUAUGAAGAUGCGGUGGACGAUAAAAACGGGACUGUUUUGCAGGAGAAGAACAACUCACAGCCGAUGCUGCCACUCGGUGGUGAAUCUGCCGGAAAGGUUCAGCGGCCGAAAACGGCCGACGACGACGGCAACGGCAUAGGUGAACGUGGCGAUGCAGACGACGGCAAAGAUGAAGAUGCGGUGGACGAUAACAACGGGAUUGUUUUGCAGGAGGAGGUAAAUUUCUAG